AUAUUUCGUACUUCGCAUCACAACUCAAACCACCACCACUUUUUAAAAAUCAACCAGAAUAUAUAAAAAAAAAACCCCGACGUGAUCCAACUCAUCACCACCGCAAACCACCGUAUCACCACCAGAUUUAACCGAGCGGAAUGGCUUCUGCGGAAGCCGAUUCCCGCCUUAUGAACACGGUGUUAGUUCCAGCCCUAGAUAAAAUAAUCAAAAACAGCUCGUGGCGCAAACACUCCAAAUUAGGUAAUGAAUGUAAAUCUGUUAUUCAACGUAUUACUUCAAUUGAAAAACCUCAACCGUUAUCUCCUAAAUCACCGGGAAAAACUGAUAAUAAUCAAUCAGAUGUAGAUAAAGAUGUAGUAGAUACAGAUACAGCUGAAAAAUCUGUAAAUAUAGGUGGUGUAUUGCAUGAUUCAGGUAAUAAUGAACUUAAUUUAGAUGAAUCUGAAUUUAUUUUAAGUCCUUUUAUCAAAGCGUGUGAUUCCGGUGAUCUUAAGAUCGCCGAACCGGCAUUAGACUGUAUACAGAAACUGAUUGCGUAUGGUUAUUUGAGAGGCGAAUCGGAUCCGAGUAGCGGACCGGAAGGGAAGCUGUUAGGGAAGUUGAUUGAGAGUGUUUGUAAGUGUUGUGUGUUAGGAGAUGAAGGAGUGGAGUUGUUAGUUUUGAAGACGAUUUUAUCUGCGGUGACGAGUGUGCAGUUGAGGAUACAUGGAGAUAGUUUGUUGGAGAUUGUUAGGACUAGUUAUGAUAUUUAUAUGAAUAGCAGGAACGUGGUGAAUCAGAGUACCGCGAAGGCGUCCUUGAUUCAGAUGCUUGUGAUUGUGUUUAGGAGGAUGGAGGCGGAUUCGUCAACGGUUCCGCUGCAGCCGAUUGUGGUGGCAGAGUUGAUGGAGCCUGGGGAGAAAGGUGGAGAGGAUGAUGAUGGGGGAAUGUCGAUGUUUGUUCAAGGGUUUAUUAGUAAGGUUAUGCAGGAAAUUGAUGGAGUUUUGAAUCAGGGAACACCGGCAGGAGCCAAUGGUGGUGUGCAUAAUGGGGCGUUUGAGACGAAGACGUCGACUACGGAGACGACAAAUCCUGCUGAUUUGUUGGAUUCUACUGAUAAGGAUAUGUUGGAUGCCAAGUAUUGGGAGAUGAGUAUGUAUAAAACUGCAUUGGAGGGACGGAAAGGGGAAUUGGCGGAGGGUGAGGUGGAGAGAGAUGAUGAUUUGGAUGUGCAGAUUGGGAAUAAGCUGAGAAGGGAUGCGUUUUUGGUUUUUCGGGCUUUAUGCAAGCUUUCAAUGAAGACUCCCCCAAAAGAGGCACUUGCAGACCCACAGUUGAUGCGAGGAAAAAUUGUUGCAUUGGAGUUGCUCAAAAUUUUGUUGGAGAAUGCCGGGGCGAUUUUUAGAACCAGUGAAAGAUUCCUGGGUGCCAUUAGGCAAUACCUAUGCCUGUCUUUGUUAAAGAACAGUGCAUCAUCGCUUAUGAUUGUAUUCCAGCUCUCCUGUUCGAUUUUCUUUAGCUUGGUCUCAAGAUUUAGAGCUGGAUUGAAAGCUGAAAUUGGAGUGUUCUUUCCAAUGAUUGUUCUCAGGGUUCUAGAAAAUGUUGCCCAACCAAAUUUCCAGCAGAAGAUGAUUGUACUGCGGUUUUUUGAAAGGUUGUGCGUUGAUUCACAGAUCUUGGUUGAUAUAUUUAUCAAUUACGAUUGCGAUGUCAAUUCAUCUAACAUAUUUGAAAGGACGGUAAAUGGGCUUCUCAAAACGGCUCAAGGUGUCCCACCUGGCGCCAUGACUACUCUCUUGCCACCUCAGGAUGCAGCCUUGAAACAUGAGGCAAUGAAGUGUUUAGUGGCUAUCUUAAAAUCAAUGGGGGAUUGGAUGAACAAACAAUUACACAUUCCUGAUCCUCACUCAGAAAAGAAAUUUGAAAUUGUUGAGAAUAAUUCUGAAUUGGCCGAUUCUUCCAUGGAAAAUGGAAAUGCAAAUGAGAACGAGCCUGUUGAUGGAUUGGAUUCUCAUCCGGAAGCUUCUAGUGAAGCUUCGGAUGCUUCAACAAUCGAGCAACGCCGGGCCUACAAGCUGGAACUUCAGGAAGGUAUAUCUCUUUUCAAUAGGAAACCUAAAAAGGGUAUCGAAUUUUUGAUUAAAGUGAAUAAAGUGGGGAAUUCGCCUGGAGAAAUAGCAGAUUUUUUAAAGAAUGCUUCUGGUUUGAACAAGACGUUGAUUGGUGAUUACCUUGGAGAAAGAGAAGAUCUAUCACUGAAAGUAAUGCAUGCAUACGUUGACUCGUUUGACUUUGAAGGUAUGGAUUUUGAUGAGGCAAUUAGAUCCCUUCUACGGGGAUUUAGAUUGCCUGGUGAGGCUCAGAAGAUUGACCGAAUUAUGGAAAAAUUUGCUGAGCGUUACUGCAAAUGCAAUCCAAAAGCAUUCAUUAGUGCUGAUACAGCCUAUGUUCUUGCCUACUCUGUUAUACUACUCAAUACCGAUGCACACAAUCCUAUGGUUAAAAAUAAGAUGUCACCUGAUGAUUUUAUAAGAAAUAAUCGUGGCAUAGAUGAUGGAAAAGAUUUGCCUCCUGAAUACCUGAAAUCUCUGUAUGAAAGGAUAUCAAAAAAUGAAAUUAAAAUGAAAGAAGAUGAUCUAGCAAUUAAACAGAGGCAGUCUGUAAACUCAAACAGGAUGUUGGGUUUAGAUAGUAUACUGAAUAUUGUGGUGCGCAAGAGAGGCGAUGAGAGUAAUGCGAGUGAUGAUCUUAUGCAACACAUGCAAGAACAGUUUAAAGAGAAAGCACAAAAAUCUGAGUCAGUUUAUUAUGCUGCGACAGAUGUCUUUAUAUUAAGAUUCAUGUUAGAGGUAUGCUGGGCACCUAUGCUGGCUGCCUUUACUGUUCCGUUUGAUCAAAGUGACGAUGAUAUAGUAAUUGCUCAAUGUCUGGAAGGCUUUCGGUAUGCAAUACAUGUUACGGCAGCAAUGUCCAUGAAAACUCAUCGAGAUGCUUUUGUUACAUCACUGGCCAAGUUUACAAGUCUUCAUUCACCAGCAGAUAUUAAACAAAAAAAUGUAGAGGCAAUCAAGGCAAUGGUUACAAUUGCAUAUGAAGAUGGGAAUCACUUACAGGAGGCCUGGGAGCAUAUAUUGACGUGUGUAUCUCGAUUUGAGCACUUGCACUUGUUGGGAGAGGGAGCUCCUCCAGAUGCUACGUUUUUUGCUGUUAAUCAGAAUGAGUCUAACAAAUCACAGUCGAAGUCAAAUAUCCUUCCAGUUCUUAAGAAUAAGGGAGCUGGUAGGAUUCAGCAGGUAGCUGCGGCUAUGAGAAGAGGUUCAUAUGAUAGCGCUGGCAUUGGCGGCAAUGCUUCUGCCGCUAUUACACCAGAACAGGUUAAUAACUUGGUCUCCAACUUAAGCAUUUUGGAACAAGUUGGAGAAAUGAAUCGUAUAUUCACAAGGAGUCAGAAACUAAACAGUGAGGCAAUUAUCGAUUUUGUGAAAGCACUUUGCAAGGUGUCCAUGGAGGAGCUUCGUUCUACAUCUGAUCCAAGAGUAUUCAGCCUCACAAAAAUAGUUGAAAUUGCCCACUACAACAUGAAUCGCAUCAGACUUGUGUGGACAAGCAUUUGGAAUGUACUCUCUGAUUUUUUUGUGACCAUAGGAUGUUCUGAGAACUUAUCAAUUGCGAUAUUUGCAAUGGACUCUUUACGCCAAUUAUCUAUGAAAUUUUUGGAGCGAGAAGAGUUGGCUAAUUACAAUUUUCAGAAUGACUUUAUGAAGCCUUUUGUCAUCGUCAUGCGCAAGAGUAGUGCUGUGGAAAUUCGCGAAUUGAUUAUCCGAUGUGUGUCUCAAAUGGUUUUAUCACGCGUCAAUAAUGUUAAAUCCGGAUGGAAAAGCAUGUUCAUGGUCUUCACAGCAGCAGCUUCUGAUGACCACAAAAGCAUCGUACUUCUUGCAUUCGAAAUAAUUGAGAAGAUAGUACGGGAUUACUUUCCAUACAUUACCGAGACAGAAACCACAACUUUUACAGAUUGUGUAAAUUGUCUAAUCGCGUUCACCAAUAACAGAUCUGACAAAGAUAUUAGUCUCAGUGCUAUCAGUUUCUUGCGUUUCUGUGCUGCCAAACUCGCUGAAGGAGAUCUAGGCGCCUCUUCAACAUACAAGGACAAGGAAGCUUCUGGUAAAAUGUCCCCUUCAUCACCUCAGCAAGGAAAGGAUGGGAAAUUUGACCGUGGAGAGUUAACAGAUAAGGAAGAUCAUCUAUACUUCUGGUUUCCAUUAUUAGCCGGAUUGUCUGAACUUAGCUUUGACCCUAGGCCUGAGAUUAGGAAUAGUGCUCUUCAAGUACUCUUUGAUACGCUAAGGAACUAUGGUCAUCACUUCUCUUUAGCAUUAUGGGGAAGGGUGUUUGACUCUGUCCUCUUUCCUAUCUUUGACUAUGUUCGGCAUGCUUCUGAUUCUUCCGGUGAGAGCUCAAUACCACAUGGGACUAAUGGUGAUGUUGACGAGCUUGAUCAAGACUCUUGGCUGUAUGAGACAUGCACUCUUGCUCUCCAGUUGGUUAUGGAUCUUUUUGUUAACUUUUAUGACACUGUUAAUCCUCUUCUGGAAAAGGUUCUAUUGUUAUUAGUAAGCCUUAUCAAGCGUCCUCACCAAAGUCUCGCCGGUAUUGGUGUUGCUGCUUUUGUUCGUUUGAUGAGCAGUGCUGGGGAAUUCUUUACUGAUGAUAAAUGGCUUGAAGUGGUUUUGGCGCUUAAGGGUGCGGCUAAUGCAACACUUCCGAAUUUCUCAUUCAUUCUCAGUGAAGAUAAUAUGAACUUGAAUACUGAAGAUGUUUCAAUGAGACAAAGUAAUGGGGACUCUGACAAUUUGGAGAAUCUACAGAAGAGUCGUUUAUAUGCUGUUAUUUCUGAUGCGAAGUGCCAUGCAGCAGUUCAACUUUUAUUAAUCCAGGCAAUACAAGAGAUCUAUGACAUUUAUAGACCUCAUCUAUCAGCAAAGAACACCAUGAUACUAUUUGAUGCAGUGCAUGGAGUGGCAAAUCAUGCUCGCAAAAUAAACGUAGAUACUACAUUACGCGCUAAGUUACAAGACCUUCAACCGAUGACACAAAUGCAAGACCCUCCAUUAUUACGCCUAGAAAACGAAUCCUACCAUAUCUGCUUAACAUUUAUAAAGAAUCUUGCAGUGGAUAAGCCUCCAUUUUACGAGGAAUCAAAGGUGGAGUCAUCCCUUGUUUCCCUUUGCGAGGAAGUUCUAAAAUUCUACAUUGACUUAGCGCUUCCUGCACAUACGAGUGAGUUGUCUCGUGGGGUCCAACCCCACUGGUUGAUACCCUCGGGCUCUGGUAAAAAGAGAGAAUUGGCUGCUCGUGCUCCUCUUAUAGUUGUAACAUUACAGGCUAUUUGUAGUUUGGGUGAUUCUUCAUUUGAGAAGCAUCUUCCAAGUUAUUUCCCUCUGCUUUCAAGCUUGAUAAGGUGUGAACACGGGUCCAAUGAUGUUCAGGUGGCUCUUAGUGAAAUGCUUAGUUCUUCUGUUGGACCUGUUCUACUACGCUCGUGUUGACGAUGAUAUAUCAUCUUCAAACUGUGUAAUAUUGUUUUUCAUGCCACUUGUUUUUUACUUUCGAAAAUCUCCCAUGGUGUCUGAAGAGUCGGAUAAUGUUUCCCUACAUCUAGCUUAGUAAUCAAUAGGCUUAGUAAGAAAUUUUGUUGUAUUUUGGUCACAAACUCUCAGAUAAUGUAACAAAUAUUGCAUUUAUUUUAGUUUUGGUAUAGAAAUUAAAGGCUUUUUAUUUCAA
Erigeron canadensis is the source of this 5766-nucleotide messenger RNA. RefSeq names its product brefeldin A-inhibited guanine nucleotide-exchange protein 2-like. Gene Ontology annotation, biological process: regulation of ARF protein signal transduction. Lineage: Eukaryota; Viridiplantae; Streptophyta; Magnoliopsida; Asterales; Asteraceae. The record is from RefSeq and is a predicted model, not a curated record. Gene Ontology annotation, molecular function: guanyl-nucleotide exchange factor activity. The coding region runs from base 141 to 5531 and encodes 1796 amino acids. Gene Ontology annotation, cellular component: trans-Golgi network. The transcript has 11 exons.